CGGGAAGGAAGGUAUGGUUGAACAAUUGAACCGUGACGGACUGUCGGAACGUAAUAAGGGACACCCUUACUGUGAAUUACCCAAAACAGAGGACACGGUUUGAUAAAUCCGAUGAUACUCUUAUGUAAAAUCCCUAAUAUUAAAACAAAAUUGUGUGCCAAAACAUUUUCGAUACCAUUCAGCUGAGCAAUUACUGAACACAUGACUUUGACCUGAUUCUCUGAAUGACCUUGAAUCUUUUGCCUGACCUGAAGUUUUUGGCCUGAUGGGGGCAGCAGCAGUUCGAGGACAAAAUGGCACAGCGACCUUCACAUUUCAUCCUUCGGGCUACACAACCAAUGUGAACUUCAAUCAGGGCCAACAACAAUCAACAACAUCUCCUAACAUAAUGUCUUGUGAAGCUUGUCAAACAAACUUCAAUCUUUUCAAAAGAAAGAAAAUGUGUAGAUAUUGUGACAGAAUCUUCUGUUCGAGUUGUGUGCAUCGUUAUCGAGAUCCAGAAAAUAACAGAAUGACAUACAGACAAUGUAAUACGUGUAAAGUGUUAAUGUCUGGAAAAUUCACACGUUCUGAUCUAAUGAAGUGGAAAGUUAAGGAACUACGAAUCUUGCUCAAUAAACGGAAUGUCCCAACAAACACGUGUAAAGAAAAACAUGACCUCAUCGAUCUACUGUUCAUCAACUUCGCCAAAACCCCAGCUCAGGAGUCAUCAGAAGUGGAGGACUUGGAGUCUCUGUCUAGACAGCCCAGUAGUCUGUCUGGUAGUACAAUUAGCAGUGGGGGUACUCAGGAUAUGCAUAAUCACUCCCAGGGAACGCAAAACUUAAGUCCCCAAGAGCCACCCCCACCCCCAGGGCCAGAGACUGAGGUAGAACGAGAUACAAGGCUGAGACAGCGACAAGAGGAAGAAAUGAGACGAGCCAUGCAUAGACAGGAAAUAUUUGGGGAGGAUGAAGAUGAGGAGGUUCCUCAGGAGACGGCCACACCUCGUGUGAGGAUGAAUCUGGGCGAAAUAAAAACUCUGGAGGAUGUUGACAACCUCACAGUCCGGCAGCUAAAGGAAGUUCUGGUGACGAACUUUGUUAAUUACAAAGGAUGCUGUGAGAAGCCCGAGCUAGUUGACAGGGUCAAGAGGCUUUGGAAGGAACACAAGUCCAAUGAACAAAAAGUAAAAGAUAUAGACUCAACAGAAACUACAGACCCAAAAGGGGAACCAGGUAUCGGAGGGGAGAAAACGGAGGACGACAUUUGUAAAAUCUGUAUGGAUGCUGCUAUUGACUGUGUGCUUCUGGAGUGUGGUCACAUGAUAUCCUGCACACAAUGUGGCCGUCGCCUCAACGAGUGUCCAAUCUGUCGACAGUAUGUGGUGCGAGUUGUGCACACCUUCAAGAGUUAAGGACCAAUCGUGUAUAGGACCAUCAUCUGUACAUAUGUAUGGUGUGAUUAUUUAAGUACACCUAGACCAUCAUCUGUGUAAGAUGUGAUUAUUUAAGUAUUUGUAUUAAACAGGAGGCAUAGACCACUGUCAAAGCAGUUGUAUAGGAAAACCUGAAAGUUCAGAAAGAUGUAGAUUAGUGACAUCGGUUAGAAAGACAACAGCAAAUUCGGUUAGAAAGCACAUUGACCUUGUCAUUGGUUCGAGGCAUUGGUAAAUAUCCAUUCUAUACCGAUACUAAAUAACUUCAUUUUCACCUUUUUUCUACACAAAUUAAAAUUUGAUGGCAUCUCAACUUUACUACAGAAUAUACAUAUACACAUAGCCGGGGAUACAUUUAAUUCCAACAGAGUGCAAAUUCAAAAGGGGAGAAUUUAUUUGAUUUUAAUACAUAUAUUAUAAUAAUAAACAAGAAAGGAUAAUAUUUAGCUAGGUGAAUGUACAUUUUGUAUAUGUUGAUUUACUGCUGGGUCAAUUAACUGUACUCUCAUCAUAUAAUUUAGACUAUACCUGGUAUAUGUGCCAUGAAGUAAUAGGCAAAUUCUGAUGUGACCGAGCACCUGUUGAAGAGGAAGUGAUGGAAGUAAAAGACUUUGAUGUGAUUUAGAGAAAUUUGUACUGGUAGAUAUAUCCAGUAAGUACCAAUAUGAGGGCUUAAUUUGCAAUAAAACUUCCUUCCUUUUCUGAAAUUUCUACUGAGAUUUAAGUUUAAGAAAUAUCUUGCAAUGAGGAUUUUUUUAUUUUUUUUUUUAAAUAUAAGGACCCUGUUUAUAGCAUCACAUGAUUUAAAAAAAAAUUAAGGAAUGGAUUGCUGUGAUAAUCAUUUUAAUACCUGUAAAGUAAGGCUAACACAUACAAAAUAUUUGUUAUGCUGUCAGUUAUAAAUGUAGAUCUUGUGUAUGUUUUUACAAUGUCUUUGCUGAACUUAUAUAUGAUGAAGCACCAACAGAUACAGAUGCUGUAUAAAAGGUGUAACAAACAUAUGAUGAUUACAAUGUAAAUUUUUCAUAAUGAACAUAUGUUACUAUACAGUACUUUUUCUGAUUUUUUUUGUAGGUCGUCUAAAGCUUACUGCAGUGACUUUCCUUAUUCAAUAUAAAGAUAACAAAAAAAAUAUUACAUUAUUAAACAUGUCCAGUAGAAUUUUUUUUUCUCUGUCUCACAUUUAACCGAUGAGCAAUGAAAGAUAAUGAAACACUAUAUGUACUUCCUCUAUAAAAAAGACUAUGAAAAAUGUGUUUUAAAGACAGAUUUAUUCCUGUUCAUUUCCCCUGAAUUAGGAAAGGAAGAAUAUACGAAUGUUUGUAUGCAGAAAUGUCUUUGCUGGUUUUAAGAUAAAAUUCAUUGAAAAUUUCUGUAUCUUUUUACAGUGAAACAUUUUUUCUAUGAAAGCUUAAAAUUACAUUUGAUGUUUCAUAAAAAAAGAAAAUCUUUACAUAAAAAAGAUAAUCUAUUUAGGGGUAUCUGUGUUUCUGUUUUAAAACUGUGGGUGUUUAAUAUUGAAAAUGGGGUAAAACUACUGGUUAGACUCAUGUUUGUAUAGUACCCACCCCCUACACAUACCGUAUAUCACACCACCAUCACUUACCCACCCCAAACCUCCCUACCCCCAUCCUUUAAUUGAUGCUGUAGGGUUGAUUUAACAUAAAGGACAUUGUGUCUCUCAAUUUAGAACAUUAGAAUCUUAUGUAAGUUUUACUCUGAUGUUGACAAUCAGAAAAUACAUAUUAAAACAAAUCCCAAAGAUGUAAAUCUUUCAGCCAAAAACUGAUAAAAUUUAUUAUUAAAAAAAAAUAUCACUUAAAUUGCUAGUCAUCUUUUUUCUCUCCAUGGUGCUUGAUCAUGCAUUAAUGGCCGAGAUCUAACAACAUAGAGACCAAUAUUCCUUGUUCAAGUCCUCAUAUAAGUCAUACAUUUCUUCAAUAUUUGAAGGAAAUAUUUGUUUAAACUAUUUUACCAUGGAAACAGAAUCAUAGAUGAUAUCAGAAUAAAGACUCUGUCAUCAAAUUAUAAAUUUUUUUAUAUAAAUAUUUGAAAUGAAUAUAUUUACAUUUGCAUCAACCAUCAUUUAAUCAAAAGUAAUUUGAUAUACCUUUCUUAAAAUGUUUAUGUUAGCCCUAGAAUUUGUUCUGAUGUUUCUUCAUCAAUAGACACAUCUUAAGAGACAUCAUAUGAAAGUUUUUGAAAUUGUAUAUUUUUGUAGCAUUUAACAUCUGAGGAAGAUGAAAAUGAAGAAUUCGUAUUUUCAUUUGUAAAUUUUUCCAUACAAUUAUGACAUGCUAUUUUACAUUUUGGACAAAUCAAUGAAGUGGACAACUGAAGUUUGUAGUGAAUUUUGUUUGUAUGUGUGUAUAUUUGCGAGGACUCCUUUUAAAUUCAUGAACUUUUUUUGUUCAUGAACUUUUCAUAAUAACUUAUUUAUAAUAAUGGAAAUAUUAAGAUAUGGUCCAAACCCAUUUGUUUUAUGAUACAAAGACAUUUCUUGAAUAUUAGAAUUCCACUGAAUAGCUCAAAUUGGCACCACACUUUUCACAGCAACUAGAAUUGCUAUUCUCAGAGAGUUUAAAUUAAGUUAUACGUUUGGACGUAGACUUUUGAUCUUGUUUAUGCUUUAUGAAAAUUUUAUAUUAAUGUCUACCCAUUGUCUUCGACAUUCAGCGAGGAACUCUUCAUGUCAGCACAAGAUGUCUGAUGCUUUAUACUGUAUGCUGGUUGACUUGGUUUAUUUCAUUAUCAACAGCCCAAGUCAUAUUUAGGCAGGAGUCUUAUGGUAGUAGCUGAUGGCUUCUUCUGUAGUAGCCAGUGGCUACCUCACUGGAAGUCCCACAGAAGGUCCAUCAAUUGUUUUUCCAGAGAAUCAGGAAUCAAAUGUCAUGCCACACCUACAAUAGGACAGUUUGUUGUGUCUGCUUUGUGAGAAAAAUACAAACUUUUUAGCUUUCCUAGCCACACAGAAUUUCACCUGAGUUUACUCUACUGUCUGAACUAUUGAGGCUCCCCUGAUGCUUUGAUGCAUCAUCGAAUUAACAUUUAAUGUUUACCAUUGAUUAAUAUAGUAUAUUUCCCAGGCUUCUUGUAUUAUACUCCUGUAAAAAUGUGAAAACUUAAUAGGAUAUCACUACCUACCAAUACUGUACCAACGAUAGAUAUAAAAUAAUAAUUCAAUGUAAUCAGAUUUUUCACAUAACAGAACUGCUUCAUUAUAAAAAAAGUAAGAAAAGAAAGAAAAAUCACUCUGUCUAUGACUAAAUCUAGAAAUGUAGUUCUAGUUACAUGUAUUUCAAUUUAUUCUUAUAUAAAUUUGAUUUUAUCAGGAUUAUUUCACUGUAUGUACAAACCUCCAUACAUUAUUGAUUAUAGCAAAAAUAAGAUUAAUAUGAUGUGCCAUCAUGUGUUAGUAGAUUUUAUGUUUGUUUAUUUUUAUUAUUUAAUAAAAAAGAAUCUAUGAAGCAUUAACAUAAAGUUAUGUUAAUGACAAUCAUUUGUUGAUUAACUCAUUCACCCCUAAAGACACAUUUGAACUCUUCCAAUUCAAACAUUGGAAGAGUUCAUAAUGACACUUCAGGGGUGAAUGAGUUAAGAUUAACAUAUAUAAUAUUUAUAUAUUUCUUGUGUGUGUUUUUUUUAUGUGUUUUUGUUUUUUUUGUUACUAGGUACUAAGUACUUUACAUGUACAUAUAAUAUAUUAGAUAAAUUGUACAGAAAACAAUGAAAACAACAUGCUUCCAUUAUCAUGUAUUGGAACGGUGGUUAAUUUUGUAGCAAUAUCAUGUACAAUGUUGUCAGUGAAAUAGAAAACUAAGCUGGAGUAUCACAGGGACUUAGCACAAAUUCCCAACUAAAAAUCCAUUUUGCUAUACAUAUAUUAGUAUCUUGGGUUUGGAAUUUUUACCAAGUCAUGUGAUACCGGUAUAUUAUGGUAUUUUGACCCUGGGGUCAAUUUACCAUGAGGGUCAAAAUACCAUACUACACCGAUAUCACGGGGACUAGGCACAAAUAUUCCCAACCCAAAAUCUAUUAUUAUGUACAUAUAUUAAGAUAUUGGGUUAAGAAUUUUUACCAAGUCCCUGUGUGCAGUUAGUGUCAACAUUGUUUUCCCAUUAAUUUUUUUGUAACUGCUUUGACUACCGAUGAAAAUAUCACCUAGAAUUAAGUGGAUAUAUAUUUGAUUAUUUGUUCAUUGUGAAUCAGAAUGCAAUCUAGUUGAUAACCUCUGGUUUAAUGGCGUAAGGAUGAGGUGAUUUUGUUAAUGUUUAAUUUUUUCAUCUCAGCCUUUGAUUUGUGUCUUAUUUUGAAAGAAGUUGACCAACUUUGAAAGAAGUUUUCUUGAAUGAAAUACAUUAAGAAUCAACAGCAUCAAUAUUAGAAAAUUUCAAAUUGGAAUGGGUCCAAUUUUAUCUACAUGUAUGUCAAACAUCUAAAGUAUUCACAAACUACAAUGAUAUACAUGUAUAAUCUAACACUGCUCACUCCGAUACAGAUUUUGAUAUAUCUACCAUUAUCCUCUUUUUUUUAUCCAUCCAAAACUUUUUUUCAUUCUUUUACCAUUUUGAUUUGGACCAAGCAGAUCCUGUGUUGAUAUUAUUAGAAAAAAUAUAUGAUUUUUUAUUUUAUUGGUAUGGAAAUGAGUUGAUUAUCAGAGAACUUCAAUGUUUCUUGUUUUUGUUUCAAAAAUACAUUUAUCACAUAAAAUGUUUUUAGAUAUGUAUUCUUUAUCAGAAUAUCAUUUAUUUUGAUUGACACCAAAACUGUUGAUGUGGAUUUUCCCUGAUAAUGAUUUGAUUUAUUUUCAUUGGCUUAAAAAAUUAUCAGCCCAUAACAAAAAAAAAACUGUUGUCAUUUAUAAUGCCACUUUUGAUUGGCUGAUACAGUGAAAUAGUAAUUUCUAAGAGAGAAGAGUUCAUCAAUAAAAGCAGAUACCACCAUAACAUAAAAAAUAUAUUGAAGUUAAUUCUUCAUUAUUUGUAGAAUUUGAGUUUUAUUUUUAGAAAUAGUCAACAAAAACAAAAAAUGUUCAUUACAUGUUCUCAAAAAAAAAUAUCAUUAAAUCUGUUCGUUACUUAUCUUGUUUUUCCGUUUGCUUUAGAAAUUCAUAUUAUUUAAAAAAAAUCAGUUUGUUUGUUUUAAAGAUUAUAAACUUUUGAUAGUUUUUUUAUUAUUUUUUUUCUGACAUAAUUAUUUUAAUAUACAUUCUUUUUAAAAAAUACCACUUCAUUUUGGAAUAUACUGGAAUUUUUGUAUAUGUUAAUUUUUUCCGAUCUGUUAUUUUGAUAUGUUGUGAAUAGAAUAUACAUGUAAGUCUAUUUUCCAAUUUUAUAAAAUAAAUGUUUUUAAUCUUGUAAUAGUGAUGUGUGAAAUCAUGAAUGAAAUUUAGGAUCGUGUUAACAAUUUAGCAUUAUAAGGCUAGUUUGGAUGUUACAUGUAUGUGACUUAUUUCAAAUUGACACAGAUAAAUACCUGUAUCUGCAUAAACUUUGCAAGUACAUGUAUCAUGUGACUUACUCUAAUUAAAUAUCUACCCUACCUGUCUCAGAAUUCCAGGUGACAAAAUAAUUGACAAAAUUUUAGAAAAAUGAUUUUUUAAUUUCCAUCGAUACAUAUACUGGGUGAAAUUAAAUGAUGAAACAAUUUUCAGAUAUCAGUAUCUUUCUGUAUUUAAAGCAAAAGCAAACAUUUUGAAAAAAAUAAUGAUUUUGAAAUAUUUUUUCUAUUUCUGUUGUAAAAAAUAGAAAGUUUUGAAAACAAUUAGGCCACACAAAAAAUGUGUGUGUGUUUAGAGUUCCCGACCAACCCUACAUUUUGAUUGCCUACUAAGUUUUUUUUAAUUUAAUUCGAUUUUUUUUUCACUGAAUACUGUCAGAUCCAAAUUAAAACUAUUAAAGCUACCUGUAAUCAAGCUUCAAGUAUUCUACCCAAACCCAGGAAUUCCCUAUAAGGUUAAUACUAAAUUCAAUUGUAUGGAUGGUACCACUACCAGUAACCAAAACCUGGGAUCCUAGGUUGGGAUAAAUGUUUUACAAUUGAAGAAUAGCCCAAAGGAGGGAAUGUUAGAAAAGAACACAUUUGCAUUGUUCAGCUCUCAAUGGCGUGGUUAACGUCUGAUUUUGCUAAAAAUAUAUGUGUUCUAAUCGACUAAUUCCAAAUAAUACACAACAAAAAUAAGCAAGAUAAAAUAAAUAAAAUAAAAAACUUUCAUACCUACUGACCCUACCAAAUUCUCAACUUGUAACCCUAAACACAUAUAUAUUUUUAUUUAGCCUUAGUUUUCAGGUCUUUUUUGUUAAGCACUAGCUACUUUGUUUAAAGUGAAUUAUUGGAUGUUAAAACAUACUAAUCUAAAUAAGUACCCUAUUAUGUUUUUUUUGGGGGGAAAAUUGUCAGAAAUGUAACUGCUGUGAAAAUCAUAUACAAUAUACAUUAUGAUAUGUAAUUAAUAAGAUUACUUGCAGCACCAUGCUAAUUUCAAAUCAAAUCUGCUGUAAACAAUCGGGACUAAAGGGUCUCAAAAAUAGGGACUAGUCAAGCACAUGGAAUUUUUACUUUGUAUGUGUAUAUCGGGUCGGUAAUAAAUCUACAUGAGGGUUCCUAGUUCUGUACUCAUAGAAUUUUAUGGGACUCACAGAAUUUCUUUUAAUACUUAUAUUUAACACUUUGAGACUCAUAGUUUAUAGCAAUAUAGUUGAAAAGGACUCGUGAAAAUAACUGUACAUUGAUGACUGUAUACAUGUAUUGUCGAAUGCUAAAGAGACAUACAUACACCAUCAAUUUGGCGAUCAGAACUUUAAAGCUAUAAUUGUUUAUAUGUAUAGUUUUGUCUGUCGAUAAACAGCAUCACUUGUUGGUAUAUAAUCAAACAACGCACAAAUCUCAGGUUUAAUAUCGGUCAAUUUGAAAAUUGUUUAUAAUUACUCUCAAAUUGUUUUGUUUUUUUAUCAAUAAUGGAAAAUGAAAGAAAUACUACAAAUGUACUAGACAUUGGCUUGUUGGUAGAUAAACAUGUAAGUAUUAUCAGUAAGAUUGUGAUAAAUAUGAUUUUAAUUUCAUUAUUAUUAUUAUGAAAAAUUUUACAUUGUAUAUAUGAUGUGAAAUUCUCAAAAAAAAAAAUUGUUGAAUGUAUACUUCUUGUUAAAAUUAAUGUUUUACAUUAUUGAUCAUCAAUUGUAUUAACAUAGAGUUGUUGACUCUCAACUGUUGUUUUUAUCUCAAAUUAAAUAGUAAAGGUCGUUAUCAAAAACCUACAAAAACUCUACUUUGUCGUUUGAGAGCAGAGGUCAUCAUUAGAAACUUACAAGACUCUUAUCUGUUGUUUUGUGUCACAAACAACAGUGCAGGGUACUUUGGGUUUUCGCAUUUUAUAACAGUAGGUGUGUAUGUGUUAAAACUGACCCCCAUUUGUCUCGUUUCUCAUUAUUGACAUUAUAAAAUGAAUUACAUCUGAAACUAAUGUCUCUGAUGAUCUUGCCUCAUUUUACUCAAUUUCCAGAGUAAUUCCAGUAAAACCUGAUUUGUGAAUCA
This is a messenger RNA of Pecten maximus, 8950 nucleotides long. RefSeq names its product E3 ubiquitin-protein ligase RNF34-like. Gene Ontology annotation, cellular component: cytoplasm; plasma membrane. The record is from RefSeq and is a predicted model, not a curated record. Gene Ontology annotation, biological process: proteasome-mediated ubiquitin-dependent protein catabolic process; negative regulation of extrinsic apoptotic signaling pathway via death domain receptors; protein K48-linked ubiquitination. Bases 266 to 1396 code for a protein of 376 amino acids. NCBI's taxonomy places the organism in Eukaryota, Metazoa, Mollusca, Bivalvia, Pectinida, Pectinidae. The transcript is spliced from 7 exons. Gene Ontology annotation, molecular function: metal ion binding; ubiquitin protein ligase activity.